Messenger RNA from Trichomycterus rosablanca, 4439 nucleotides. It is a transcript of the gene nrip1a, whose product is annotated as nuclear receptor interacting protein 1a. Lineage: Eukaryota; Metazoa; Chordata; Actinopteri; Siluriformes; Trichomycteridae. Gene Ontology annotation, biological process: regulation of transcription by RNA polymerase II. Bases 593 to 3904 code for a protein of 1103 amino acids. Gene Ontology annotation, cellular component: nucleus. Gene Ontology annotation, molecular function: signaling receptor binding; transcription coregulator activity. The transcript has 2 exons. The record is from RefSeq and is a predicted model, not a curated record.
UAUCAGUGUGUACGUAAGGCAGCGAGUGUGGCUGUGAUCACCGAAAACACUCAAUGUGUAGCAGCACUGUUGGAGGAAGGAAGAAAAUCUCGCAUGUGGUGUAAAACAGAGACUGUACCAGUCUGGGCUGUUCACCCACUGUACCGGCGCUCCAUUUCACAUUGUGCGCAAUAAGAAGAAGCGGCGGCGGGGACGCGGAACGGGGACGCGCUUCUCACAGACGCAGCCAGGAAAUCUGAUGUGAAGUCAUGUGAGCAGGGCCACCUCCAACUGUGCCUGUGGUCGGGACAUCAGGUUUUGAGCUGGUAUCCAAGUCCUUGAAGCAGACAUGCUCCAUGUCCACAAAUAUGAAAACAUCACAACUCCCUGACCUUGAUCCUAUUUUUGCAGUGGUGAAAAUAAGUUAAACCAACAUAUUUUACAUGCUCAGCCUGUGCACUGACAGGGGAACACCCUUUAAAAUCACAAGCCUUUGUGGAUUGCAAACAUCUAUUGUGAAGCCAUAAGCCAUCUAAUCUCCUGGUGGAAACUAUAUGAACUUUUCUUUCCUCUGUUGUGGUGGCCAGCCAUAGACAAGCCCAUAAUAUUGAACAUGACUCAUGGGGACGAGACUGGCCCUGAGAAACACCAGGAUUCUGCUGUUCUAACAUAUCUGGAAGGCUUACUUAUGCCUCGGGUAGCAGGAGCACAAAAUGCCACAGCAACACAAAGAAGUGAGGCUGAAAAAGGCAAAGAAGAGCAAGAAAACAAGGAGUCGCCUGGGCUUACACUUCCCAGGCACAGCACUCAGCAGGAGCAGGAUAAAAUAAGUCCUCACGGGUCAACGCAUCAUGUCAAAAAAGCUCGCCUGCUCCGCUCAGAAGCCUGGAUUAACCAUGAAAGCCAAAUGAGGUCUGUGCCUCCUGUUGAGCCCAGUAAGGAAAAGCAAGAGCACUGUAGUGGCCUGAAUGGUUCUUUGCAGUGGAAAGGAGAGAGCACACUGCUGGCAAGCCUACUUCAGAACUUCAGCACAAGGCUCCAAAAUGUGGCCCUUUCACAACAAAUCUCCCAAAACAUAAUGUCACACAAUGACACACAAGACUCAGGCAGCAAGCCUGAAGAAGAACACAGAGCACCUAGAGAUGUUCAUGGAUCUUCUCCAGGCUUGACUGGAAACAGCACAGUGCAGAAUCACAGUAGUAGCAAAGUGUAUCACCAUCGACAGUCUAGUCAGGAGAGACUAUCAAAGUCUCCAGUGACACCGCAGCACAGUUCACAAUCCCCCUCAUCAGAAUCUCUUCCUUGUACCGAGCGCCUAAAAGCUGUGGCCAGUAUGGUAAAUGUCAGGUCAAGCCCAGCACCUUCACCGAAACCCAGUGUGGCCUGCAGUCAGCUUGCUUUACUGCUAUCCAGUGAGGCUCACCUGCAGCAGUACUCCAGGGAACAUGCAAUUAAAGCUCAACUUGCCGGGCGAUCGGCCAGCGAGAGGCUUGCAGCCAUGGCUACACAGCAAGAAAAGAAACCUACAAUUUACAGACCAGCUCAGGCAAACCACGAUGGACUAAGCUCCUUGCAGGCAAAUGGUAAACCUCCAGAGGUGUCAACAAGCUUGAGCAGGCCGAGUUCAAGCAUAAGUAUGGGAAAAAGUAGAUCACUGGGUUCGGUGCGUAGAACACAUCCCUUCCGCGAACGGCGACCUUUUGAAAGGCACAGCAGGCUGACGCAAAACUGCAGCAGUCUGCUGCUUCAACUUCUCAACAGCCACAACACACCACAGCAACUUAAUUGCCAGGGUCACAUGAAGGAGGAUGUCAGCAUAUUUUCUAGUCAAGCGUCUCCUAUGUUCUCAGACAGUGAACAAUCGAACUCUGCAUACAGUCUACCAAAAGACAGCAGCGAUGCCGAGAGCUCUCGCUCCAGUUGUUCUCCAAUUGACCUUUCCUUAAAAAGCAAAGUCAAUUUUAAAGUUCCACAGCCUUCCUCAUCUUCACCCCCUUUGGACAAGCUCACAGAGUCUAUAAAAAACAGGUGCACACCGGAGAGUCCGAUUUUAAACUUUUCUGCAGAAUCCAAAGAGUUACAUGCUUGUUCCGAGAUCAAACCCCAUCACAAGGUUACACUUUUGGAGUUGCUUCUUGAUCAAAAACACAAUCAGAAGACAAACAAAUGCCUUAAUAGUCCAGGUUUACAGCCACUCAUUAUCCCUAAGGUCAGUAGUGCACCUGAAAGUAAUCAGGCUCUGUUUUAUACUAGUCAAUAUAAGGAUGCAAGAGAAUCUAGCCCUAAUUGUAGACGAAAUAGCAGAAGUCCUAAAGUACUGCCAACAUUCUCUCAAGGAAGGGAUUGUAACAUCAGGGCAUCUCCAUAUAACAUAUAUAGCCCCCCUCAUACACAGUCUGUCCCACUGGAUCUGUGUAAGAGUAAACCAACUGUGAGUGGUUCAAGUGGCAAAGAACCAGCUUUUAGUGCUAGUAAACUGUUACAAAAUUUAGCUCAGUGUGGAACUCAAAAUCCUGUCAGUUCCCCCACACUGAAGUCUCAGUUGCCUCCGAUCAAAAGGCAACUAACUGAAGAGUUUAAAUCAGCAGCUCUUUUAGAAAAACUCACUGCACCCAUUCAGAAAAGCACCGCAACAACAUUUGAAGCAACUCAUAUUAAGUCCCAAGCCACACCUUUGCCAGAACCUACACAACACACUUCAGAGAUUGAAAAUCUCCUAGAAAGGCGUACAGUUCUACAGCUUCUUUUGGGCAAUAAGUCUAAAAAAGAAAGAGCUGGCAUCAAGAGAAAAAGAGAAUCUGGAAAACACACUACUUCAAAAUGCCCCAGUACUUUGAAAACUCCCUCACCAGAUAUUUUAGUCAAAACUGAGCCAGAGGAAGACGUAUGUAGAAGUAUGUAUAAUGACAGACAGGUAACAAAUAAUAUAUUAUUAGAAUCACCCAGGCAGAGCCCUCAUGUUGUCAAUCAGGUAAGCAUAAAGCAAGAGCCACAGACCUCAGUACCAGUUCCCAGAGAUGGUCUCCUUCCUUAUUUCUCAUAUAACCAGCCCACAGACCUAAAGCCAAACUCAAUAAAGCACUCAAAAAGAGGUUGCAUUAAAGAGGAACAAGUAGAACAUCAGGGACCAACUAUCCCGAAGAAGAGAAAAAUUUCGGUUGAACCAGAGGACCAGGCUGACAUGAGCCAGCAGAGGAUGUAUAAUAGUUAUUUUACCCAAAAAGACAAUAGCAAUUUCUCAACCUCUGAAAUUGCUGAGACUCGAGAAUCCAGCAAUCCAUGCAGCCCUCCGGCGGCAGACAGUCCACCAGCUAAGUUUCCGCCAUGUGAAUCCCCACGAAAUGACACUGGUGGAUUUAAUGUUCUGAAGCAGCUCCUUCUUUCAGACAACUGUUUAAAGGAACUCUCUCAGUCAAGAAGUACAUUCAGUACGCCGACACAUCCUGUCGGGAAUGGAAGUACAAUCAAAGAGCCAUGUAACAACAGAGACCUUCAAAACUUUCGUCAGACUCUUAACCCGAGCAAAUUGUCUACAAUGAGACCGGAACUAAGCAGACAGGAAUCUGUUUCUGAUGUGCACCAGGAUUCACCCAGGUCAAAACAUGACAUCAGCUCAGAGAGGGACUCAAAAUCAUUGGCCAAUGGUGAUAAGAGAGGAAACUGUGAUCUGGAAUCUCCGCGAAUGACUAAAGCUAACCCUAUUUUGUAUUAUAUGCUCCAGAGAAGCAAUGCACAUUUUGUUAGAGACUCAAUUGAGCCCAGUGCAAAGGUGGGUCAUUGCAGGGUUCAAAUAAAAGACAAAGAGGCAUCAGAGGCCUCUGAUGUUAAAGUAAACUUGCAACAAAGCCCACAUAUUCACAACGGAUCUCAUAGUUGUGACUCCCCACGGCUAAAUGGGUCGCUAAAGAAGACUGCUAUAGACUGAACAUGAGCUUCUUAAUUUUUCUUUCUUCUUUCUGACCUGUAUUGAUGUUUUGUUUGUGAAUAUGAAAACUGCAAUGUCUGAUUUCCUGGAUUUUAUUACAUAUUCUAUAACAGCAUAUGGUUUUCUGAUUACUUAUUUUCGAUUAGAAACAUAAUGACAAAAAAAAUAUAUAUAACCAGUAUUUAAACUUUAUCUGUUGUCAGUGUGAAAUGUGUGACAGUUAUGUUCCUGACAUUGUUCCUGCCAAUGCCAGUGCAACAUUUAAUGCCCAGAGGUGGGUAGAGUGGCAAAACGUUACUGAAAUAAAAAAAAAAAAUACUUAGACUGACUAUUACACUAGCCCACCACCUCUGAGAUCCAGGUUUGAAACUCAGCAGUGCUAUUGACUGUCCAGACAUAAGUGGCUGUGUCAAAGCGUGUCCGAGGUCCCAUAAUGGAUUGCCAAUUGUCCCAGGUGUUUCUGCCUUGUGCCUGGUGUCCAGGCCAGGAUAGAGCAGUUAAAGAAAAUGAAAAAAAAAAAAAUAUAUAUAUAUAU